Messenger RNA from Lymnaea stagnalis (great pond snail), 4602 nucleotides. Lineage: Eukaryota; Metazoa; Mollusca; Gastropoda; Lymnaeidae. The record is from the annotation of a GenBank genome assembly.
GUACACAUCUGCUCGGGUCUGCCAACAGAAGAAGCAGUCCACGAAAUUUAUUGAACAGAGAGAAUAUGUAGGUCAGUUUAGGUAAGUGAUCACCAUAAGAUAUUCAUAUCGUAGAUCCUUUUUUAAAAUAUUCUCUUAAUAUGUAUUCUAUCUUCUAUAGUAACAUAAGGUAAUGCAUCAAGAAUAAAUGAGUGCAUAUCAGCGUAACAAUGAUUCAUUGUGUUUGUCUUUUGAACGUUGGAAUUUAUAGACCGUAUAGACUAGUAUGUAGAGAAUAUGAUUGUAGAGUUUUUGUAGAGUCGGGACAAGUCAAGCAGUGAAUGGUAUGGUUGGGUAUUUUAGUGGAGUAUCUAGUAGUGUAUAUUAGUUUAGUGUCAUAUAGAGAAGAGUACGCCUAGUUCAUUCAUUCAGCCAUCCCUUUGGCGCUACAGUCCAUGUAGGGCUGUAGCCUGCAUCCCCACUUACGUCUACUCAGACAUAACGGAUGCUUUUCUUUUCCAUGCUUGGAUUCCCAGUUGCUGUGGAUCUUUUUCCACAUUAUCCAUCCAUCUGAGCCUAGAUCUGCCUUUGAGCCGUUUUCCUCUGGGGUUUUGGUGGUGCACCCUCUUCAUCCCCUGUCAUUUGGCCUAGUUCCAGGUAGUGUUAUUUAGAAUUAGUGUUAUUGAGUAGGGUCGAGACGUUCAGAGAGGCAUUGUCUAUGUCACAAAAAUGUAUUGUAAAAUAAAAGAUUAUAACGUCAUAAUACAUUGAUUAAAAUCAAGCUAUAUUCCUCAUUCAUUUCAACUGAUGAAAAUUAUGAUGCUAUGCUUGUAUAAGAUAGGGGUGGCAAGUCUAACAUCUUCCACAGGCAGGUGAUAAGAGAUAUGUUUACAAUUCGUCCCCUUAGAAUAACAAUGUUCUAAGUCGAUUUUUUUUUUAAAAAUGAGUUAUGGCCCCUGUGCAACAAUUAAUCAACCCAUCUAUCAUGGUACAAAAGAUGGAAGCUUUAUAAUGAGCCGAUUUUGCAGGAAAUAUAAAAUAACAAGGUUGUAACUCGAGGUUGGCCUUUCAUCUUAAAUCUGUAAACAGGAGAAACCUUAUACAAUCAUACAGACGAAGCAUUGAGGCCAAAUGACUUCAAAGAUUUUAAAACAUGUACUGAUUAAUAAGUUUCAAUACCAGAGUGUAAAAGUAUGUGUACCGAGUAAUGAAAUGUACAUGUGAGCCAUUGGUUGGUUGUAGAUUUAGCCAUAUGGACAUAGCAUUUGAAAACAUCAAUGUAAGAAAGCCUAAAAGCACUAGAAGUUGUGUCCCAAUGAAAUCAUCGCAAGUAUUUUUGCCUCAACCAAAGACAGCAAUGUCAUCUAAUAAACUGUCUCAAGCUAAGAAAACAGAUUUUAGUGACGUGAUCAAGUUCAUGCCUGAGUUAGACAGGCAAAGCCAUAGCAACAUAAGUAUGUAGUAUGGUAGCUGGUUUUAAACGAAAAUAAUGCAGAAACUUCACAUGUGUGUGUAAACCAUGUUAUUGUCUAAUUAAUGUUUAUGUUUGUGUUUGUAAUAAUAAAUCAAUACAAAGAAACUACAUACAAGGAAAUAUUUUCCGUCUUUACUUUAAAUAUAAUUAUUAAAUGAUUUUGUCUUGUUAUUAUUUGUGAUCUAAAUAAUGAAUAUAUAUUUAUUCUUGAAAGGAACUGCUUAAAUCAUGGAGUUAAAUAAAUAGAAUCUGGUUAUUCUAAAGUGAAAUAGCAUUUUCAGAAUUACAAGGGUAUAUCGAAAAUUUCGAAAAUUCAUAUAACAUCAAAAUAAAUACCUAGAACCUUCAUUUUAAUGAUCAAACCUUGUAUUGAUAAUAUCAACGUAAAACAACAACAACUUCGAUAAAAACGUUUUUAGUUAUUCCAUACAAAACAUCAAACUUUCAAAAGCGAAUAUCUCGGUUUGACAAAAAGGUCACUUAGAACAAUUGUUACUCUAAGGGGACGAAUUUUCAAAUUUUAGAAACGACCUUCAUUGAAAAAAUAAAUUGUUUUAAGCCUCUUCCACGAUAUACGACAUUAAAAUUAUAAACUCAUACCAUUUACAUAACUACUUUAAUGGGGAUUACCACAGGCGGCAUGAUAUGGACACAAUUCUGGAAUCUUCUGCGAAUCUACCAGUACCAACCUGUAUCACCCACGAAUGACGUUCCCUUGGGUUUUCCAGCUUUUCUUCUUUUUUUUUUUUUUAAAUUCCCUGUCCAGCGUAGCCUACAGCAUCGUUACGUUGAGACGGCCGGAUGCACACAAAAAUAUAUUUUAAUAUAUAUAAUCGAUUUUUAAAGAAAUAACAAAUCGUUGCGAAUUUUAUUAGCAAUUAUCUUUUUUGUAUUGUUUGUGCAAUAUUUUGAAGUGCGUUGAUCCUAGGAUUGAAUUGCCUCACGAUAAAUUUUUGACAAUGGGUGUUUGUUGUUGUUUUUGUUUGUUUUGCUUUUCUUGUGAUGACCUCUAGAAUAUUCUAGAGUAGUGUCACGCUAGCGGAAGGUAACAGAAAGAGUCAAGAGUAGUGUAGAAUCAUUGGAAGUUGUCUAAAGUAGAGAAGAGGAGACAGUGUCGGUUAAGACGUUUUUUACACACAUACAGGCAUUUCAUUCAGCUUUUAAUAAUACAAGACUUCAUUUUAUAAUAAUUUUAAAAUAAUUGUUCAACGUUUUUCGUUUUUAUUAAAUGACAGUAUCGCAAUGGAGAAUUCAACACAUCCUGACUUCAACGCAAUGGAGAGUUCCGAACAUCAUGACUUGAACGCAAGGGAAAGUUCCACGCAUCAUGACUUCGACGAAAUGGAGAGUUCCAAAAAUCAUGACUUGAACGCAAUUGAGAGUUCCACGCAUCAUGACUUCAACGAAAUGAUCUCAAGUUUCCCCUGCCUAUUCAACAAAACUCCACUGGUCGUGGGACAAAACAUAAGAGAAAUCGAGUUCAAAUUGGAAAACGAGUUGAGUGAAGAUAAUGAUUCCCCGGAAGAAAUUAUCGCAAAACUCAAUUUCUACACCUGGGUAGAAUUUAAACUCGGUAACUUCCCGAUGGCGAAUCAAUAUAACCAGAAGGUUUUUUCCUAUUUGAAAGCAAGGGAAAGGCCAAAUAUAACUUGCCUUGUAAACCAGGCCCACAUUUUGCACAGGCUUGGCGAUGACGUGCAGGCUGAGCAGUGUUUAGCGAAAGCUGGAGAGUUAAGAAGUGGGUGCGGUGGUGAAAAAUUGAUGACGGAAGUUGACGCUGAACUGGCUUAUUCUCUGAGCAGAUUAAUUGGUGCUGAAAAUCUGAACCGCGCCAUUGAACUAUACACCGAGGUUGUAGCGAAGCAGCCGGAAUGCUACGCAUGGAUCUUGAGACUGGGCCUAUUACACAGACGAGCCACCCAUAGAAAUGUAUUCUCUUUCUUGGCUUCGAAUAAAUCAGUCAUAGAGCAUGCCGAGAAAGCUGUGGAACUACUUUAUGUCGUGGCUCAGAAAUCUUUGGACUCGAAUCUUAGACGCCGGGCCUAUGCACAGCUAGCUGUUUUAUGUAGUCAAUCGAACCGAUGUUUCGGUCAAGCCGAUUGCGUUCGCUUAUUCGGUGGAGCGAAUGUUCAUUAUUUUAUUGACAAUGCCCUGAAUCAUGGACGGAAUGAUGCGUGGACUCUAACAGAAUGUGGUCGCAUCAUGCGGUACAUAGACUUGGAGAAAGCCAUAUCCCUCCUCGUGCAGUCACUGUUAAUAAAAAAUCAUUCAACUACUCUGCACCAUUUAGGCAUGUGCUAUGAGCUUAAUGCUAAAAAGAUAGCCAGACGUGCGUCUAAAGAAGAGCGUAAAUACAUCAGAGGAAGUCAUAAAAACACGCAGAGUAAAAAUCAUUGUCAGCCGAACCCGUCGAAACAAAGUUUUAGUGGAUUUCCUGGGAGUUCUGAAAAUGAAACUCCUUGGUCGCCCACCAUACGAUCUCCGGUUAAAAGUAAAAAGCUCAAUAAGGGCGACCCUUCUGUGUUUUUAGCCAUCAAGUGCUACUGUGAGGCGAUCGUUUUUUCAUCUGACCGCAAUAGAGCCGCUCGAUUCAGUCUUGGUCUCUUAUUGAAGGAAUGUGGAGAAUUUGAAGAGGCACUCGAGCAUUUUGACCAAAUCAUUGACGUGACCUCAAAGGACAACGAAGAGAGCUGUGAACGAGGAUGUGAACGUCCAGAGUAUCGUGACACGUUGAAGGCCGCCCACAAGCAGGCUCGGCUUUGUCUUCUGGAGCUCGCUAAGCAGCCCGGGAAAACAGAAGACGAUGUUAAACAGUUGCAGGAACGCGCUGAAGAAAAACGGCUCAAGGCUGUUGGUUUGGAAGCCGAUGUGCCCGGUCAUGAGUCUAAAAGAAAACGGUGCAAGUAGAUCAAAAACGGUACUCUCUGUAAACUAUGGCAAUACACGAGUCAAUGGAUAUUCUAAAGUGUUUGCGUCGAUGUUCACGAUACGAUGGGAUUAGGUUAAUGGAAGACUUUAAAGCGUGAGUGAAUCAAAUAGAACAAACACGAAUGUCUUGAAACCAGCUGCGUGGCUUAAAAGCAAUUCCAAGACGCUGAUCAAUUUAUGCUCUUUUUGUUGGGGUUUCUGGUUUGGUUGUUUAUUGCGGG